Messenger RNA from Epinephelus fuscoguttatus (brown-marbled grouper), 842 nucleotides. RefSeq lists its product as uncharacterized. Lineage: Eukaryota; Metazoa; Chordata; Actinopteri; Perciformes; Serranidae. The record is from RefSeq and is a predicted model, not a curated record. The coding region runs from base 5 to 724 and encodes 239 amino acids. The transcript has 4 exons.
UUCAAUGGAUGUCUUCAGCACAUUCAAAGAGAUGAAAACUGUUGCCCCAAGUUUGUCAAGACAAGCAUUUUUGCAGAUGUUGGAGAGCAGGACUGUUCACUUUGGAAGGGAUGGGAAAAUAUAUGGAGAUGUCUUCCAACGAAGCUUCGUUGAAUAUACAUUCUGCCUGUACCAAUGUGACAGAAUGGCCAACGUGGAACAGUUCACCUGCCCAGCAUGUACACCGAACAUGCUUGCCCUCUGUGCAGAUGGCAACAGAAAACAAUACCGAUUUCGGCAGUCAAAAGGGUCAGAGGAGCCAUAUUUUGAUGGCACCUUUAUCUGCAGAGACGCAGAUGUCCACCAUUUUGUUGAGUACGUCAGAGGCAAAAUUAAAAGUACUACAGGGAGAGGAACCUGCGGAGCAAGUCAGUGGUCUGCUGCUCAAGAGACUGCAAGAAGAGCGAGCAAACUUGAUGAAGAGGGGCUUGAGGUGGUUGUUUGCAGGCAUGGAGUGUUGCUCAAGGCUCUCAAUAUGUACAGGGGAGAAAUAUUUGCCUAUCCACUGCCCUUUUGUGGAGCUUCAGGCAACCACAAAAGGGCAGUUCUACUGCACAGAUUUUGCCUGCAAAUACUGGCCCUACAAGGAGAAGCUGGCAGCAUCCAUGAUGGACCUCAGACCUUUACUGCAGAUGAAGCCAUUCCUGUCCGUCAUGCAUACCAAGGCCCAUUCAACCAAGUGUGAGGAACUACAUAUUCUUCAUCAUACCAUUUUAAAUUGUAAUUUGAUUGUAAUCAAUUAAUUGAUUUGAUUGGAAUUUCAUUACUUACUAUAGUGUAUAUGAGGAUAAGUUUCUUUGUGA